Athalia rosae (coleseed sawfly) is the source of this 8246-nucleotide messenger RNA. Its product is annotated as EF-hand domain-containing family member C2-like. The coding region runs from base 111 to 2393 and encodes 760 amino acids. NCBI's taxonomy places the organism in Eukaryota, Metazoa, Arthropoda, Insecta, Hymenoptera, Athaliidae. Gene Ontology annotation, cellular component: microtubule. Gene Ontology annotation, biological process: regulation of neuron projection development. The record is from RefSeq and is a predicted model, not a curated record. The transcript is spliced from 16 exons.
CUAGGUAACCCAUGGUAAUUAAAUAAUAUUUGAAAACGAAUGUAAGUCGAUCGAUUAGUUGCAGAUGUAUUCAGACACAAGUGCCUUUGACCAUCUUGUCCGAAUUCAAAAUGCGUCGUGGCGCUCCGCUGCCUGUACUCCCAGGCUUUAACUUUGAUACCAGAAUCGGACAAACAAAAUUCCACAAGCCCCAACAUUUUGGCAGAAUUCAUACUGGUGUUUAUUAUUUGUCAGAGAAAGCAAAAUGCGGUAUUGGCGGAAAACCUUUGCCAUUUGUAGGGCAUGAUCGCUAUCCAGCUCUAUAUCCUCGUGGCGAGGUCCAAGCUCUACCCCCGUGGCUUGCAUUUGAUAACCAACGAUUGAUGUUUAAAGCUUAUUUUCAAGAAACAGUUCAAGAGAGAUGGCAGUCACCAUUUCAGAUAAGGGUAGUCACAAUAAGUUUCUUUCUGGAGGAUGGUACCAUAAAGAUUUCGGAACCACAAGUUGAUAAUAGUGGAUUAGAACAAGGUGUCCUGGUUAGGCGACAAAGAAUACCAAUGCCAGAUCCUGUACGAUAUCGAUACUACGAUAUCCUGGAUCUUAAUAUAGGCAAAGAACCAGAGUUCUUUGCUCGGGUGUACAAAAUUGUUGACUGCGAUAAAUUCACCAGAAGAUUCCUGAACCGUUGCGGCAUACCUGUUCCUGAUCCUAUUGAAAUACCAAGAGAUCCCUAUAAUGAGCGGCGCAAAGUUGAAGUAUUUUCAAAAAAACCAAAUCGAAAGAUGGACACCUUGGCCAAGUUUCUAUCCAAUGACAGAAAAGUCCUAAGAUUUUAUGGCUACUGGGAUGACACAGGUUCGACAUAUGGCGUGAUGCACGAUUUAGAGCUACAUUUCUAUCUCUCAGAUGAUACAAUUGAGAUAAAAGAAAAUAUUCCACCAAACUCUGGUCGUGAUACUGGCUUGGUGUUCAUAAAGCGAAUGAAGCUUCCAAAGGAUUUUUCAAAAGUCGAUGCUCCGGGCGCGGCAGAUCCUUUUACCAUUCUGAAUGUUCUGGGAGAGAAUACCUCUUCCAGUUGGUACAUAGUAGAUUCAUUGAACACUGGAAUAUCUGAUAGAGAAUUUUACCAGGAUAAAGAUUUGAUGAUUGGCGCUGAAAUUAAUGUAUUUGGUAGAAAAGUUGUUCUAACAGACAUGGAUCCUUACACAAGAGAAUAUUAUAGAGUUAAAUUUGGCAUAGAUGAUUUCACGCCAUUGGAAAGACCUGAUAUCAAAAAGGAAUCUGAAUGUAAGCCAGUAGAGAAAUAUGUACCUCCAUACAAUGGAUAUGGUAGUUACGAAGACUCCCUUGGGAACUGCUUCAGCAUAGAGCCAAGGCCGCCGAAGAUAGAUUUUGUCAAGUUUUACGAACAUGAUAAGCAGGGUUUUGAGAGUCACGUUCUUCGAUUCAGAGCAAAGCUUAUAUCCAACAUACCCGAAAACAAUGACCGACAUUUCAUAAUAAGAGUAUUUUUAACAGAUAAUACGAUUUCGAUAUUUGAAUUGGCAGUUCGAAACUCAGGUUUCAAGCGAUGUUUGUUUCAAAAAAGAAUGGAAGUGAUGAUGCCUCAACAAGAUAUUUAUACGAACAAAAAACCGAAAUAUUACGAGCCUCAUCAAUUUUAUAUCGGUGCGCGAGUCAAUCUCAAUGGGUUUAAUUUUCAAAUAACAUCAGCUGAUAUCUACGCCCUUCGAUACAUGGAAAUUCAUUGCAAUCAGUUUCCUAAGGCCAAUAUGAAGUUGAUAAUGGAGAAGUUACGCAAGGCUUUGAAACCGGUAUACAAAAAAUUUCUGCAGGAAAACUAUCCCGUAUCUCCAGAGUGCGAAUCUCCGGUUGUGGAAUACAAAAAUUUACGAGGAGCCUUAUGCAAAUAUCUGGGAGACCAGAUAACUGAACAUGAAAUGAUCACUCUUGCACGUUAUUAUUCAUCCCAUGAAAAAAAAGAACGACAUACAAGGGAAUACAUAAGAUCUUUGGUGCAUGGAGAAUUGACUCGGCAGCUUUGGACAGAUGUGGAAAGGUUGGAGGAAGAUUUACACCAUGUGGACAGAGCAAGAACUGGCUAUUUGCCUCGUGACGAGCUCUACACCAUUAUACGCGGCUGUCGUCUUGCUCUGGACAUUGAAUUAUUAAAUUCUAUGUUAGAUCAUCUCUGCAAAAAUGAGGAAGGUAAGAUCGACUACAAUGAUCUACUGCAAUUCAUUGAUGUGAAACAGAAUCCCGUCAUGCCAACACCUCCGAUCAAUGUAAAGUCUGCUUUGUGGUGGGCAUCAGAGAAGGAACCAGACUGCGGUGCGGGCGUUGACUGGUGCAGAUUUUUAGCUGAUUUAGAUAUCAAAGAGGAAGAUUGCGAGCCGAUGUUACCAGCAAACUGAAGAAAAUGGAAAAUCUCAUUUGGAGGAAUGGACUCUUGAAUCUCGUAAGAAGUCUCAUACACACUUUUAUACGAUUUUACUUUAUAUCUGAAAUCGUUUGAAUAAAGAACGGCGUAAAGAAAAUGAAAGGUCGGUACUAGUUUGAUGAGGAUGUUUAAUUAAUCGUACAUCGAUUACAUAUAAUUGAAAAACAAAAUCAUCUAUAUUUACAUCGGACAUUUUUAUAUUCUACUAUAAAUAAAAUCAAACGCUAUAAUAAUAUGAUACGAUAUUAAAUAUACUAUCAGACGCGGAGAGCCAAUAAAUAUUGAACAUGCAUUAAUUACAUUAAGUACGUAAAUUGGUUUCUUGGCAAUCUUCCGAUUAUAUUUAAGUAAACAAUUUGUAAUCAUUUUUCAACUAAUUACAUUCGUGGGUAUUAGCGGACUUGCGGCAAGUCUUACAUUUGACAUAACAGCAAUUGUACCAUUUGCAUUGGCACCUUUCAAGUAUCUCUUCCGUCUUGGUAACGUGUCCGCGGCCGCAACACAGAUAUUCGCAACCCUCGUAACCAGAGCUGGUCGCGUUGCACUGUCUGAAACAUAAUAUGAUCGGAAUACCGUUGAGCAUAAUUCAGCCUGUUUUCUAUAUUCAAACGUCGCCUAAUUAUAUUUAUCUCAUUCUUUGUACGAGCGCGUGAUGUUAUUAAUAUCUCUUCACCCGAUUUUGUCCCCUAUAGUCGCGAGCCACACCCGUACACGCGGUGUUUAUAUUUCUAGGCCCAUUUCUUGGCUGACGUAAAUUCCAUGACUAAUGCAAUCAAGGGCUUACAAAAUGCAGUAAAGUCCGCGAUCCUUUUGUCCGUCUGCAUAUUCUCUCUGUGCAUUUUAUACCGCUAUGCGAAUUGCAAAAGUAUAAUAAAUUCUUUCGGAAAAAAAUAUAUACGAUAUACGGUGAGAUUUCGCGCCUUAGGCAUUCAAAAUGCCAAAGUCGCUUUCGUUUUGUUUCAUAGCUAUAUCUACUACAGUUAGUGUAUGUAUAUUCACCUUCCCACGGUGCCGAGGCUCCCGCGUUUUGUAUCUGGGAGGCAAUAAUCUGGGCUUUUGGUGGUAUAGAGGAGGUUGUCGUGGUGAUAUAAAGGAGGCAAUCGACCACCCGGUCUCGCUUUGACUUCCGCAGCUGUUGAGUAUCUUUGAAGAAGACGUUUUCCUGCAACCGCUGGUCCAGAAGAUCCGAGUCCUCGCCAGCAGGUCCUUACGCUACAGGAACCCGAAACACCGUGACAUUUGCAUUCCAAUGUCAACGACUGUUCGACAGCCUGCGGAGGAAUGCCAAGUUAUGAAUAAUAGAAGAGACGAGAACCCCGUAUUUCUUUUUUGUUACUAUUCCGUUAUUGGCAUGCUAUAACUAUAAUACAGUAUAACCUUACCCUUCUACCAGCUCUGUUGUUGUGCAUGUUUACCGCGUGCAUGAAUUUACCCAUGGCCCCGGUCCCGGGCGGGCUGGAGGCUUGGAGGAAUCUCUUAGCGAUUCUCGACGCAGAUUUUACGUCAUCGCCGCAUCCACCCCACUUGAAGGAAUUCCUUGAAGCUAGUGCCCCCAGUGCCGCAGACGAAGAAGUCAAGGCGGAGGGUGAUGGCGGCUCUCUCCGAGGAGGUGUCGCACAGGAACAAGCUGCAAGACUCCCCAAAGCACAGCCUCGUGCUAGUCGCCAAACUGCAGCAGCGGCAGACAUCGCAUAGACGAAGGCUUGUUCUCGAGUUCCUGCAAAAUGUGAGAUAUUCCAUGUGAGUUACAAAUCAUUUCAAUCGAUGUUUAUGAAAAGGUGGAAAGAAUAAAAUCAGGUAAGAUGUAUACGACGAAGGUGCAUCAAUUUUCUAGCUUUUGAACUGUCGACGUAGCGCGAGGCCUAUUUCGGUAGAAAAUUGGACGAGAAGAACCUGGGGAAGCCACUGACCGGCGACUCGCGGGACCCGUAAUUGCCUUGCUUCGAUAAUAAAUUCUCAGCCAUAAUUAAGAACUAAGAACGCGCGUCUUUUCAUUUAGGUCUUCCCAUUCAACGCGGCAAAAGCGAAGGCGGUGGUGGAGGCGGAGGCGGAGGCGGAGACGAAGAGCGCGAGGGCGAAGAACUCGUUCAAGGAAAGGGGAACAGUGAAUAUUACGACGAUAGCUACAAAAUCCCUGCCUAGAAACUGCUGCGAGAUUUCAUUUUACUCUUUGCCCUCGGGCAAACGUUAGGGAACAGGUGCCACGAAAAAAAAAAACUCACAUGAGAGUUUGAUGGAAAAUGAGAAGAAAAAAAAUAUACCUCAGUGAAUAAUAAAUGUCAAACCUCCGAGCAGAUCCUGGGUGUAAUUUGGAGCGAGCUGGAUCGAACUACAGUUCCAUCUGCGAUGCCGAAACGUCUGUUGGCAGACGGUCGCUGUAUCUUUUGCAGCCUCGACCAGGUUGGGCAUGACAUCGGGCGCCGCGCGACACACCCUGGCCUGUUUUCGCUCCAAAAGUCCGGAACUCCUGGCCCCGGAAUUCAAGGACUUCGAUGUACGCCGAACGUUUUGCCUUCGCAGAGGACGGAAAAGACGCGCGAUAUUUCAGGCUUUGCCAAAGAGCGGGGAAUUCCUACUCACUCCAGGAACGUUUCACCCGGCGUAAUGCCCACGAUCUGGGUUUGAUCGUAAAGCCAGUCAAGAACCGUAAAACGCAGGACGACGCAAGACGCGAACGCGUCAAAUAAACCUCACAAAUCGCACCAUUCCGGUUAUGGCCAGCAAUUACGAACACCUGUAACUUCGAACGAUCUCAAACGCGUCUAGACGCCCAUAGAAGAGUACAGCAAACUGAAUGUAAGCGCCCCAACUCGUGGAUAAAAUCGAACAAAAUACUUGAAAAGAAAAGAAAAUCCGUGAAGGUCCUUCGAAAGUAUUUUGAUUUUUCAAAAGGUGGGCAUAAACGGGAUCAAACAAAAUACCUCACAAUCUAUUUUGCAAAUGAAUGUUCGUUACAUUAUCGAGAAGCGCAUGUGUUGUAAAAUCUUUGUGAGUCGACGAUCCGGGGGUGUGCAGGCGGACGUAAAAUUAACUAGUUAAAUUUAAUCAACUGAAUCAUAUGUAUCAAUUAAACGUCCCUGCGGCGUUCUUCAUCUCAUAAAAUGAGCCACGAUGCAAGGAUAAAGCCUGCGUUUUCAUAUAAAACGGACCAUCUAAGAUUAGAUUACGUGACAAUUGCGUGGCUUCAAAGACCCUCACGAUCACCGGUCUCCGAGUAUAACAAGUCCCGUGGAAAAAAAAAAAAAUACCGAAAGUACAAUAACAACAACAACAACAACAACAGCAAUAAUAUUAAUAAUAAUAAUAAAAAUAAACGAUACCAAGAUUUAUCGUGCACGCAAUUCUACGGUCUACCGUAUAACUUGACAAUAAGCUCCGCAGCAGUACGAGAGGUAAUUCAGAGGAGCAAGUUAUCACAUGCAUGACAAUAUACUGCACGUGUAUAUGAAACGAGAAACAACGAGUGGGAGAUUUUUUUUUUUGUUUUUUUUUUAUUCUUUUCUCGGGCAGUAAACCCCGCGGUGUCUUGUUCCUCGCGUAAGCCUGUAAGGCCAUUUAACACCUGGCGCACUGAGCAUUAAAGGUGUAGUGAAUUGUAUCAGGCUUGAGACGUUAUUAAGUAGUGGAUUUCAUUUUAUUUAAAAUGUUUUCCCUCGAUAACUCAUUGUUUUACUUCUGUACCUGGAAAUAAUUUUUCUAUACGAUUUGUUAGGUUCUACCGACACGAAAGGGCGAUUUAGGAAAAGGGGUGAUAGAUGCGAGGGAAAGAAAAACGCGGUUGAUGAACUACGGGCGGAGUGAUGGCCGUUUCGCGUGCCUGCAGACUACGCCAAAACCCCCAAGACCAAUUCCCUCCCGUCCUGCAGCGAAGGUAUUUUGAGCUUGAUGUGGUGGGCAGGGCGAUCCCGAAGGGGAGAAGAUUGGAGGGUGUGUAUGCGUCUUAUUUCCGUGAUUUAUGCCGACAAAACGAAGGAGAAAAGGGAAUAUUCUUUAAUAACAACCUUCUGAGCUGUUAUUAUGUGAAAGAAUGAUUGUUGCAUGGGCCACAUCGGCGGGACUGGGGGGGGGGGGAAUACAUAAUCAGUCGAUAAUUUAUUAGUUAAGAAUCAUACGUGCUUAAUUGUAAAAAUCUUAUUACGCACAGUCGACAUGUUAUUUUCAUCAUUUAUUUAUCAAUUAACAUUCGCAACUGAAAAUAGAUAUUUCGCUCGAUCCGGGAAAGUUAGAUCGGGUGAUAUAAUUAUCUCUGCACGUAGAUUCUGUUUCAGAUGAAGGACCGUCCGGAGGAUAAGCUGGAUCUAAGUGAAAGAUGAUCUAGCGGUCGAAGAUUAUGAUAUAGGAGACCACCGACGUACCCUAUUUAUUUGUUUCUCAUUAAGCCGACUACAUUAAUCUUGGACCGUUUCGUUCCAUCAUCGCCAAUGAUCGUUCCUCGAUGUAUUUCUUCUUGCUUAUGCGAUAUUUAUAUCGAGCAGAGGGGACCGUAAGAGGGUAUGAGAAGGAGAAGAGAAAGAGAAAUUUUCGUGCUUGCGUAAUCCUAACAAUCGUCGUGUUCUCGAGUGCCAUUAUGUAUCUAUACUUACAACCACUUGAUGCACGUUCCAUCCUGAACGACAAGUACAAGGGCGAUGAAAGAGAUUUGGAAUAAAUUUAAGUUGGUGCGCCGAUUCCCGGGUUCCGAAAGCAUCUUCGAUGAUGAUUAUUGUGAAUUAAUUCUUUCUCACAUCUUUGUAGGGGGAUUUUCGAAAAGUCGGACGAUGUUUUGUAACGAAGGCGAUCGUCGGCACCCUCAUUCCGCGAGGUGCGGUUCCCUCUUAUCCUGCACACUGGUCCCGAUCCCGCUAGCCGAGCUGCACUUUUUCAUUAUACGUUUAUUCGGCAAAGUCCGAUGACCUUACCGAGGGCUGCACUCCUCUAUACAACUCCACUGCACCUCGAGUCUCCGAGCUUCUUCGAUACGACGACGGUGAGAUUGGAAUUAAAUUUCAACGUUCUAAUUAUCAAAGAAAAUAGUAUUCACUAACAAGCACUUCGAAUGUUCGAUUUCUGAUUUAUUCGUCAAAAUUGAUGGCGAUUAAUAUAAAUUUGUCAUGUACGUUUUGUUUCGAUCUUCGAAGGGGUCCCAAAUUUAUCCAGCGAUCCUUGCUGUCCGAGGACCGAAGGAGAAAGAUGCGGACUUUGCCUCGCGUAGCGAUGCGACGGCGUGUGUCCUCUUCUUGCAAAGUGCGGAUAUGUCUGCGCACGUUUCGUCGCCCAACGCCGUUGUAGACUGGCUUUUGGUAGGGGUGAGAAGGCGGGACCAAAAAACAGGUGUUUUCCCCACCGUCGUAACGUAAACUCACAAUCAGUUGCAACGAUAGAUUGACUCGAUGAACCCGUCGAUGAUCGGAUACCGAUGAAAAUGAACCGACGAACGACGAUGACGUCGGGAGCACCUAUUGACGUCUACGAACGAACCGCAGGAAGUCCAAGAGUUGUUGCAGGGGCAAAUUGUCGGAACCCCACUACGGAGUCUGAGAGAUCUCGGAAACUGGGCGUACGACUCGCUAUAGGGACUCUCUUUGGUCUGAGGAAAGAUUGGAGGGAGAAAUUGGCUCUUUUCGGUCAUCACGAGAGCCCAUUACGCGUACCCAGGGGCUUUGAUUCUCGCAUCCUUACCGGUGUGGCCGGAUUCGUUUGUGAUUUUGAAGUGAGCCGCGGAAGAUCGACUCGUGAUGCAGCCCGGGGGAGUAAGGGGGACGAGGGAAGAACGAAACUUCGGUAUGCCUCCUCAGGUAUGAGGUAAGAUUGCAGGGGGAGGGCGAAGAGGAAGGACGAGAAUAAAAGA